AUGAUGCGCCCCCAGAUCCAGACCGUCGGCCGCAUGGCCAGGCCCUCGACGAGACUCGCCUCCGCCGCCCGAUCCCACAUCGCCAACGCCGCCCCGAAAGCGUCGACCCGGUCCCUCGUCACUGCCACGCGGUCCGUCCCCAGCGCAUACGCCGUCUUCUUCGGCGUGUCCUCCUCCUCCCGGUACCGCUCCUUCAGCACCACGCGCAUCCAGCACGGCGAGGUCAUCAUCACCGUGCCCCAGAUGGCCGAGUCCAUCACCGAGGGCACCGUCGCCUCCCUCGGCAAGCAGGUCGGCGACCGCGUCGAGGCCGACGAGGAGGUCGCCAGCAUCGAGACGGACAAGAUCGACGUCGCCGUCAACGCCCCCCAGGAGGGUACCAUCCUCGAGCUCUUCGUCGCCGAGGGCGACACUGUCGAGGUCGGCCAGAAGCUCGCCCGCAUGGAGACCGGCGCCGCGCCCGCCGACGCCGCCGACAAGCCCAAGAAGGCCGACGACGCCAAGCCCGAGCCCAAGUCCGAGCCCGCCGCCGCCGCCGCCGCCGCUCCCGCCCCGGCGCAAGAGCAGAAGAAGGAGCCCGCCCCCGCCCCCAAGCAGGAGACCAAGCCCGCGCCGGCCCCCAAGCCCGCCCCCGCCGCCUCUGAGCAGCAGCAGCCCCAGGCGGCCUCCGGCGCCUUCUCCCGCGGCGAGCGCGUCGAGAAGCUCUCGCGCAUGCGCAAGACCAUCGCCACCAAGCUCAAGCAGUCGCAGAACGCGACGGCCUCGCUGACCACCAUCAACGAGGUCGACAUGUCGGCCCUCAUGGCCUGGCGCGCCCAGAACAAGGAGGCCGUCAUGAAGCGCCACGGCGUGCGCCUCGGCUACAUGGGCGCCUUCACAAAGGCCACCUGCCUCGCCGCCCAGCAGGUGCCCCAGCUCAACGCCGCCAUCGACACGGAGAAGGAGAUCAUCACCUACCGCGACUACGUCGACAUCAGCAUCGCCGUCAGCGCCCCCAAGGGCCUCGUCACCCCCGUCCUGCGCAACGUCGACGCCCUCGACAUCAUCGGCAUCGAGCGCGGCGUCGCCGAGCUGGCUGCCAAGGCCCGCGACGGCAAGCUCGCCAUGGCCGACCUCGAGGGCGGCAACUUCUCCAUCAGCAACCCCGGCGUCUUCGGCUCCAUGUUCGGCACCCCCGUCAUCAACUACCCCCAGGCCGCCGUCUUCAACAUGAACGGCAUCAAGGACCGCCCAGUCGUCGUCGACGGCAAGCUCGAGAUCCGCCCCAUGAUGUACAUCACCGUCACCUACGACCACCGCCUCAUCGACGGCCGCGAGGCCGUCACCUUCCUCAACCUCGUCAAGAGGUAUAUCGAGGACCCCGCCAGCCUCCUGCUGGCUUAA
Messenger RNA from Colletotrichum graminicola M1.001, 1383 nucleotides. Its product is annotated as 2-oxoacid dehydrogenase acyltransferase. NCBI's taxonomy places the organism in Eukaryota, Fungi, Ascomycota, Sordariomycetes, Glomerellales, Glomerellaceae. The transcript has 2 exons. The record is from RefSeq and is a predicted model, not a curated record. Gene Ontology annotation, molecular function: dihydrolipoyllysine-residue succinyltransferase activity. The coding region runs from base 1 to 1383 and encodes 460 amino acids. Gene Ontology annotation, biological process: tricarboxylic acid cycle. Gene Ontology annotation, cellular component: oxoglutarate dehydrogenase complex.